AUGGCGAAGAACUCGGCCUCCGCGUGGCGAGAGCGCUCUGUCUUUAAAAUGUACUCAGUGAGGGCGAGCCAUGGUCUGUGGCUGGGGUUGGUGCUGCUGGGGUGGGUGCUCAUCCCCAUCAUGGCUGGCUGCCUGGGGCCCUUCAUGGGAGGAGUGGUGGGUAAUGUCCCGACGGUGCUGGUCUCUACACUGUCACAACGUGAAGACACCACCAACCUCUGCCUGAGCACCAUGGCUGCCUCAGACCUGCUCACCCUCCUGGGCCUGCGCAAACUCCAUGGUCUCUGGCCCUGGCCCUUCAUGCAGCUGCUGUGCUGCCUCUCCCACUGCCUCACCGAGGGCUGCCCCUGUGUCCUCCACAGCACCACCCUCACCAUGGAGCAUUACCUUGCCAUCUGCUUCCCCCUCAAGGCCAAGGUGGUCGUCACCAAGCGCAGGGUGAAGGCCUCCAUCGGCAUCCUCUGGGCCUUCGCCUUCCUCUCUAUCACCCCCUUCUUCUUCCUGGUCAGUGUGGAGCAGCCCAACGACGAUCCUGACUUCAGCCGUGAGUGCAAGCGCACCCCAUAGAGCCCAGCCUGCUGGCCACCAUGUUCUAGGUCAGUCACAUCUGCCUCAACACCCUCUACAGCUUUGUCAGCCGGGAGCUGUGGUGGAGAAGCCCACCUUCCUGCGCGGGGUAGGGAUAGCACAGCAGAACAUCCCGGCCAUGCUACCGAGCCCUCCAGCGCCCCCAGAGACUGCUGCGGCAGGGAUUUUGCUCCCUCACGGCUAAG
Messenger RNA from Strigops habroptila (Kakapo), 773 nucleotides. It is a transcript of the gene MLNR, whose product is annotated as motilin receptor. The record is from RefSeq and is a predicted model, not a curated record. Gene Ontology annotation, biological process: G protein-coupled receptor signaling pathway. Gene Ontology annotation, cellular component: plasma membrane. Gene Ontology annotation, molecular function: G protein-coupled peptide receptor activity. NCBI's taxonomy places the organism in Eukaryota, Metazoa, Chordata, Aves, Psittaciformes, Psittacidae.